Molecule: messenger RNA, 1561 nt
Organism: Nymphaea colorata (pocket water lily)
Lineage: Eukaryota; Viridiplantae; Streptophyta; Magnoliopsida; Nymphaeales; Nymphaeaceae
Product: protein RGF1 INDUCIBLE TRANSCRIPTION FACTOR 1-like
Exons: 4
Coding region: 576-1355 (259 amino acids)
Molecular function (GO): zinc ion binding
Source: RefSeq, a predicted model, not a curated record
GUUUGCUGAAUAAUUAAAAGCGGAAGCUCUCUGGCAAUCCAUUUUUUGUCGCUUUAAUAAAGAUUACUUGGUUAACAGUCGAAGCUCUCGUAAGGAAUGUUCUGUUGCUGAACUGAUCGAGUUACUGAAUCGUAGCGCAUUGAACUCCAUGGUUACUAAAAGGAAGCAAGCUGAGAAUCGACGAGCGAUGGCGUUCUGGUGCUCGUGAGGGAGGAGAGGGGGUGGUUGGGGAAAAGAAGGAUUUUUCAAAGUUUUUGAAGUGUGCAGAGGGGACAGAUGUGGGGAGCAGCCGCAGCAGCAGACAUUGAUAAAGGCAAUCAGAAACCCUGGGCUGGGGCUCUGUGAGAGAGUGAAGAGAGAGGAGAGAGAAGUUUGGCCAUCCCGUUCUUUUCCCUCCAUCGCCUCACACAUGCCGAGCCACACGCUUCAAAUACCUUGACACUCCCUCUUUCUCUCUCUCUCUCUCUCUCCUCCCUCUUUCUAAACCAGCGACAGAAGUAUCACUCAGACUCUCCCCCUCUCUCUCUCUUUCCUUCUCUCUCUCUCUGUCUCUCUCUCACUUGCUCUUGGUCGCCAUGCCGACUAGAGCUCAGAGCCCCGCUUGGCUGUGUUCCCUCCUCGCCGAGAAGUUCUUCACGCCCUGUUUACUUCACGAGCUCGCCAAGAAGAAUGAGAAGAACAUCUUUUGCCUCGACUGCGUCGCUGCCAUCUGCCCCCAUUGCCUCUCCCUGCACCGUUCCCACCGUCUCCUCCAGGUGCGUAGGUACGUCUACCACGAUGUUAUCCGGCUGGAGGAUCUCGAGAAGCUGAUUGACUGCGCCUUCGUUCAGGCGUAUACCACCAACAGUGCAAAAGUGGUGUUCUUGAACCAGAGGCCCCAAUCCCGGCCAUUCAAAGGCUCGGGGAGCAUCUGCAACACAUGCAAGAGAAGUCUCCAGGAACCGUACCACUUUUGCUCCCUCGCCUGUAAGGUAGAGUACUUGGUGCGUUGCGAGGGGUCCAUAUCGAGGUACCUAUACGACUGCGCGUACCUGCCGCUCUCGGACCUCGGCUGCGGCCACCAGGAGGGUGGUCUGAGGGAGAUGGACGACGGCCAGAUGACGCCGAGCUCCAUACUCGACGGCGAGAUCUCGCUCCGCACGUCGUCGUCGUCGGGGUCGAGCGGUAACAACGGCGGGACGGCCGGGGGAGCGACGAUGAUCUGUACGGCGACGACGGAAUUCGUGAGGAGGAAGCGACGGUCCGGCGGCAAUUCUUCGCAUUCCCGAAUUGCCCCCGCCCCGCCAUCCGUUUCCUCCGCCUUGCCCGCUUCCAGCCGGAGGAAAGGCGUUCCCCAGCGGAGCCCAUUUUUCUGAGGUUAUCCCGGAAAUUCUCAGGAAAAAGGGGGAAAGAUGGGAAGUGGUGAAAGACAGUGAGCUAGCCGAUUUCGGCUGGCAGUUUUUUUUUGCGUUUCUUUUCCUUUUCUUUGGAUGCCGACCUCAACUCGGAAUGGUUUUCCUGGGAAAGCAAACGGGGGUUUCAUGUAAAUUAGCCACUCAUCAAGCUUAUUUCCUUCAUUCUA